AUGGCACAUCCUAAUCUCGAUCCUUUUUUUGAGGAUUUACUCAAUAGCGAUCUCUCGCUGGAUGCAAUAGUCGAUAAGGUAGGCUUCACUAUAUUACGAAAAUCUGAAUUUUCUUCGGAUUCAGUCUUGACUAGUGAAGAACGGUACAAAUCACUUUAUAUUCUAGUAAAAUACGUUCAAACUUUAUCAUUUCCUACUGAACUAGAAAGAAUACGUUCUGGUCAAUCAUUACCAAAGUCGUUUCGUAAACUCAAUGUAUUUAUCGAUGACCAGGAUGUACUCAGGGUGGGCGGCAGGAUCUCUCGUUCUGGGCUCGAGUAUGAACAAAAGCAUCCGGCGUUAUUAUCAUCGAAUAAUCCCUUCACAUCUAAAUUAAUACAAUCGGUUCAUUUGAGCAACUGUCAUUGUGGCGUAAAUACUACACAAUAUUUAAUACUGCAACAAUUUUGGAUUAUAUCGGCUAAGCGCGUUAUAAGACGAUGUUUAUCCAAAUGUCUUAAUUGUUAUCGACUCCAACCUAAACCGUUACAACCGUUUAUGAGCGACCUUCCAAAAUAUCGUGUAAAUGAAGUAAAACCUUUCUCUAUUGUAGGAGUAGAUUAUGCUGGUCCGUUUCGUAUUAAAACUGGACCAUAUCGUGGUGCUAAAAUAGACAAGGCUUAUCUUUGUUUAUUUGUAUGCUUAGCCACUAAGGCUGUACAUUUAGAGACCGUUUCCAGUCUUUCUACAGACGGAUUUAUUGCUGCUUUACGUCGUUUCGUUGCUCGGAGAGGCAGAUGUUCCACAAUACACGCAGAUUGUGGUACAAACUUUAUCGGUGCUCGUAAUCAACUCGUGUCCCUCACUAAAAUCGCGUCUGAGACAGAACGGAUCGAAUUUAAAUUUAACCCACCCUCUGCACCUCAUUUCGGAGGUGUAUGGGAAAUUCAAAUACGAGCUGCAAAAACGCAUUUAUAUCGAGUUGUAGGUGAUCAGGUGUUGACAUUCGAGGAACUAGCUACACUUUUUAGUCAAAUUGAAGCAGUCCUGAACUCGCGGCCUUUGUAUCCUAUGAGUUCAGAUCCCAAUGAUUACCAAGUCUUAACACCAGGACAUUUUUUAACUCUGGAACCAUUGACAUCUGUUCCAGAUGUGGAUGUAACUCACCUUAAUGUCAACAGGCUAGAUCGCUGGCAACUGAUUCAGUCGUUCCAACGAUCGUUUUGGAAUCGAUGGAGAAACGAAUAUCUCCACUCGUUAAAUUUGCGAGCUAAAUGGACAAAAGAGUCGAAGCCAUUAGAAUUAAACUCAAUGGUCAUUAUCAAAGAUGAUAAUCAUCCACCUUUACAUUGGCAAAUAGGGAGAGUUGUAGAAUUACACCCUGGACCAGAUGGUCUGGUUCGCGUGGCUACCGUACGAACAGAUAAGGAUAAUUUGAUCAAGAGACCUUUGGUCAAAUUAUGCCCAUUACCCAAUGAACCGUUUUAA
Messenger RNA from Achroia grisella, 1467 nucleotides. RefSeq lists its product as uncharacterized. The transcript has a single exon. Gene Ontology annotation, molecular function: nucleic acid binding. Lineage: Eukaryota; Metazoa; Arthropoda; Insecta; Lepidoptera; Pyralidae. The coding region runs from base 1 to 1467 and encodes 488 amino acids. The record is from RefSeq and is a predicted model, not a curated record. Gene Ontology annotation, biological process: DNA integration.